Lactuca sativa (garden lettuce) is the source of this 947-nucleotide messenger RNA. It is a transcript of the gene RPL27, whose product is annotated as ribosomal protein large subunit 27. Lineage: Eukaryota; Viridiplantae; Streptophyta; Magnoliopsida; Asterales; Asteraceae. Gene Ontology annotation, cellular component: ribosome. Gene Ontology annotation, biological process: translation. Gene Ontology annotation, molecular function: structural constituent of ribosome. The record is from RefSeq and is a predicted model, not a curated record.
AGGUAAUUUAUCCACAAGAUUUCCUAGAAAAUGACUCCAUGAACGCACAUACAAAAGAUAAGAUACAUACCCCUUACUCUAGUCCGACUGCUAGUUAUAACUUUCGUCUUCUCCCAAUCCUAUCCUUCACUGAAGGCAAACGUUCUUCACUUCUCGUCGAAGCGAUGGCUGCGGCGACAGCGCUUAGUUUUAGUUUGGUUGGAGCUUUUAGAGGACUUUCGUUUGGUUCAAGUUCUUCAUCUUCCUUCUUCAAAGGAGAUUUUGGAUCGGUUCCCACUGCUCGUAAGAUUUCAAUUUCGCUCCCGAUAAGAACCCCAUUGACGAUACAGAAUGCGCACAAAAAAGGAGCUGGAAGUACAAAGAACGGUCGUGAUUCAAAAGGUCAGAGGCUUGGUGUUAAGAUUUACGGAGACCAACUUGCGAAGCCUGGCUCAAUCAUUAUUCGACAACGCGGAACAAAGGUGCAUCCAGGGAAGAAUGUUGGGAUUGGCAAAGAUCACACCAUUUUCUCUCUAAUUGAUGGAUUGGUGAAGUUUGAGAAAUUUGGACCUGAUAGGAAAAAGGUGAGUGUUUACCCGCGUGAAGUGCAGCCAGAAAAUCCAAACAGUUACAGAAAUAGGAAGAGAGAAUCGUUCAGGCUACAGCGUGAACGCAGGAAAGCAAGAAAAGAGCUUCGGGAAGGGACUGCUGUCCAACCUCUGUUGGUGCUGGCUUCAGCUAAAGGAACUGUUACUGACACUGCCACUGCCACUGCCGAUGCCAAUGUUGAUUGCUGAUUUAGAAUUCACAAUGUAAUCAUGUUUCAUGAGGGAUGAUAAAUAUUUGGACGAGGUCUGUAUCACAGUUUACAAGUACUGAUUUUUUUGUAUGUGUAUUAUUUUCUGUGAAAAUGGUGCCUGUAAAGCACUCUUAAGUUUUUCCCUACUUCGAACCAUAUUAAGCUUCUA